CCCAGUGACUCACUUGCAGCCCUUAAUCCACUAUUUUGUCAAAUCUUUGGCCAAUUUCUCUUUUCACAGUUGAAUUAUACUUGUUCAUUGAUUUUUAUAUGAAUCUCACCCACAACAAGUAAGCUUUUAACUCUCAAACAGUAUACGGAGUACAACACCAAGAUUCAGAAUUUCUGUUGAAAAAUCACUCUUUCAAUUUUAUUAAAAUCAUUAUUUGAAUUCCAAAUUAUGAUUUUGUGUCGGAAUUCCCAGAAGUUUAUUUAGAUUCCCAGUUCAUAGUAAUGGCGAACCCUGUUUUUCUGUUGAUGAUUUUAUCGGGUUUUCUUCUCUCUCCAAUACAGUCCAAGCUAGUUGAAAAUGAAGCGAUUGCUCUUCAAGAAAUUUUUCAAACAAUGGGUGCCAUGUACUGGAAGUUUGAUAAUGUCUCUUGUCAACUUGAAAUGUCUGGAGUAACACCACAUUCACCAUUUGAUGCUGAAAGUGACAUUGGGUGUGAUUGUAACCAUGAGAACAACACUUGCCAUGUUGUAAAAAUAUGGCUCAAAGGUUACAGUCUUCCUGGCGUGCUUCCACGUGAACUGGUGAAGCUUCCUUAUCUUCGGGAAGUUGAUUUCGCCUAUAACUAUCUAUAUGGUGGAAUACCGGCAGAAUGGGCUUCAAUGCAGUUAGAAUUCAUCUCUCUACUUGCAAACCGGUUGUCUGGACAUAUCCCAAAGGAGCUCGGAAAUAUUGCUAGUCUCACUACUCUGUCUCUUGAGGCCAACAAAUUUACUGGAAAGGUUCCUAACGAGCUUGGAGAAUUAGUCAACUUAAAGAGUUUGAUGCUGUCCUCAAAUAACUUAAGUGGAACACUGCCUACAACACUUGCUGGCCUGACAAACUUAACAGAUUUUCGGAUUAAUGAUAACAACUUUGAUGGGGUUAUACCGGAUUAUAUUCAAAAUUGGAAGCAGCUUAAUAGAUUGGAAAUGCAUGCAAGUGGACUUCAGGGGCCUAUUCCAUCUUCAAUAUCCCUCUUGGAUGGACUAACUGAGUUGAGAAUAAGCGACAUCAAUGGAUCUAUGCAGAAUUUUCCGGAUUUGAGGAAUAUGACUGGCCUAGAAAGACUUGUGCUGAGGAACUGUAACAUUGCUGGAGAGAUUCCUGCGUUCUUGUGGGCUAUGAAAAAUUUAAGAAUGCUUGAUGUUAGUUUCAACAACAUAGUAGGCGAAAUUCCAGAUGACAUUAGCUCUAAGUACUUGAAGUUUAUAUUUUUGACGGGAAACACGUUUAGUGGAAACAUACCUUCUUCUUUGUUGCAAGAUGGCAGGAACAUUGAUCUUUCCUACAAUAAUUUCACGUGGCAAGAUCCUGAGCAGCCAGCGUGUAGAGAAAACAUGAAUUUGAACAUAAACUUAUUCCGUAGCUCUUCUACUGGAGUCAGCUUAAAAGGACUGCUCCCUUGCUCAAAUAGUAUUAGUUGUCCACGAUAUGGUUGCUCUUUACAUGUGAAUUGCGGUGGAGACGAUUUUGUAGCAGAAGAUGAAAACAGAAAGUUUGUCUAUGAAGGAGAUGGAGCUGUUGGAGGUGGUGUAGCCACAUAUUUCAGGAGUGAUAGAAGUCGCUGGGGAUUUAGUGCCACUGGUGACUUCAUGGAUGAUGCUGAUUUCCAAAGUAUACGUCAUACUAAAUACUUGGCUAAAAGUAAUUUGUCUAAUUUAUAUGCCACAGCGCGUCUUUCCCCAGUUACACUUACUUAUUUCACUUACUGCCUGGAGAAUGGGAAUUAUUCUGUGAAAUUACACUUUGCUGAGAUUCAGUUCACAAACAACAAAACAUACAACAGCCUUGGGAGGCGUGCCUUUGAUAUUUACAUUCAGGAUAAAUUAGUGCAGAAGGAUUUCAACAUUGAAGAUAAGGCUCAUGGUGCUCAAAAGCCAACAGUCAUAGUGUUUAAUUCAAGUGUGACAAAUAACACUUUGGAGAUCCGAUUUAACUGGGUUGGUAAAGGGACAACAAGGAUUCCGACCAGAGGAGUUUAUGGACCUCUCAUUUCAGCUAUCUCUGUCAAUCCUGUUUCCAGACGCUGCUCCAGUGGCAGGAAAAAAGGAAUUGUGUAUAUCUCUGUAGGAAUUGUCUCCUUUUUCUUUAUAGUCUUGGCGUUGCUUAUUAUCUGGUGGAAAUGCUGCUUCAGAGUCAGGACAAGGAGAGAUGAUCUUGGAGGACUGCAAUUACAAGGCGGUGGGUUUACAUUGAAACAAAUAAAAACUGCAACCAAGAACUUCAAUCCCACGAACAAAAUAGGUGAAGGUGGUUUUGGGCCUGUUUACAAGGGUUUGUUGCCAGAUGGCACUCUUAUUGCAGUAAAGCAGCUUUCCUCAAAAUCGAAGCAGGGAAAUCAUGAAUUUCUCAACGAAAUUGGCAUGAUUUCCUGUCUUCAGCACACAAAUCUUGUUAAGCUUCAUGGAUUUUGCAUUGAAGGGGAUCAAUUGUUGUUGGUAUAUGAAUACAUGGAAAACAAUAGUCUUGCAAACUCUUUGUUUGGUCAUAAUCGAGGCCAAAUAUUUUUGGACUGGCAAACAAGAGUUGGAAUAUGCCGCGGAAUCGCUAGAGGUUUAGCUUUUCUCCACGAGGACUCGAGACUCAAGAUUGUUCACAGGGAUAUUAAAGCGACAAAUGUGCUGCUGGACAAAGAGCUGAAUCCCAAAAUAUCUGACUUUGGAUUGGCUAGGCUUGGUGAGGAUGAGAACACCCAUGUUAGCACCCGAGUAGCAGGAACAAUUGGAUACAUGGCUCCAGAAUAUGCAAUAUGGGGUCACCUAAGCUAUAAGGUUGAUGUUUAUAGUUUUGGAAUUCUCACUUUAGAAAUUGUCAGUGGAAGGAGCAACAGUUGUUAUGUGCCAACUGGUGACUUCUUCUGUCUUCUAGAUUUGGCAUGUAGUUUGCAGCAGAGUGGUAACUUUGUAGAACUUGUUGAUCAAAAGCUGGGGUGUAACUAUAACAUAGAAGAAGCAGAGAAUAUGGUGAAUGUUGCUCUGUUGUGCACCAGUACUGCUCCUUCUGGAAGGCCUAGUAUGUCCGAGGUGGUGAAGAUGCUCGAAGGGGAAAUGACAAUCCCUAAUGUGGUUCCUGAUUUCCAAGCAUAUACAAAUGACGUGAGAUUUAAAAGCAUGAGGGGUAUCCAGACUCAAAGAGAAACUGAGAAUGUUAAUGGUACGCAAUCUGAAAUUACAACAACAAUGCAUGCAGACACUGUUUUGUCCUCUACAUCAAGUCAAAACUUGCAUCAAAAUACCCCUUUCAGAAACUCCUCAUGAUCCAUUAUUUUCUUUGGCUUGUUCAGAUUUGUUCAGAGUGCGCCUCCGUUUUCCAUUGGGUACUGCCCCCUGAACGCAAGUUCUUGAUGACAUGGUGCCACCAAUAUCUCCAAUUAUUAUGUGCAUAUAGAGUCGGAUAAUGAUACAUUGACCCUGAGACUGAGAGCAAGCAGCCCUUAUUACAGUGUUACAUUGUAACAGGCAAUUGUUAUUUUACCUCUCUCUUCUAACUCACGAGGGUUACUAUGUAGAGUCUCAUAGCUUGUUCAGGUACUCACUACUACGUAUAUAUUAGAAAAUUUAUUGUUUGAAGCAUGUAAUACACGAUUUUAAUCAUGAUGUAUAUAAAAAGUGCUGAUUAGCUGAGAAUUAGUUUUAACUUCAAAAUCUUACAGUGAUUACUAAAACUAUGAGCACCUACAAGAAUAAUCUUUCUGCUUCCUUGGAACCCAUGAUGUAAAGGAUAAUGUUUGUUAUUCUUAGUCUGUUAGCUUAGCUCUUGCUUUACCCUUUA
Spinacia oleracea (spinach) is the source of this 3810-nucleotide messenger RNA. Its product is annotated as probable LRR receptor-like serine/threonine-protein kinase RFK1. Gene Ontology annotation, biological process: protein phosphorylation. The record is from RefSeq and is a predicted model, not a curated record. Gene Ontology annotation, molecular function: protein serine/threonine kinase activity; protein binding; ATP binding. The transcript has 24 exons. Lineage: Eukaryota; Viridiplantae; Streptophyta; Magnoliopsida; Caryophyllales; Amaranthaceae. The coding region runs from base 282 to 3296 and encodes 1004 amino acids.